Messenger RNA from Colius striatus (speckled mousebird), 6066 nucleotides. It is a transcript of the gene MYNN, whose product is annotated as myoneurin. Bases 119 to 1969 code for a protein of 616 amino acids. Gene Ontology annotation, cellular component: nucleus. The transcript is spliced from 8 exons. Lineage: Eukaryota; Metazoa; Chordata; Aves; Coliiformes; Coliidae. Gene Ontology annotation, molecular function: RNA polymerase II cis-regulatory region sequence-specific DNA binding; DNA-binding transcription factor activity, RNA polymerase II-specific; protein binding. The record is from RefSeq and is a predicted model, not a curated record. Gene Ontology annotation, biological process: regulation of transcription by RNA polymerase II.
CCUCCGCAGGUGCGUGAGGCCCCGCCGCCGCCCCCCUCCCGCCCCAGGAGCGGCCCCGCCGGCGCCCCAGCGGCUCUUGGGGCGGAUCAGAACCAAGAGGCUGCAGCUCGCUACCAAAAUGCAGUAUUCCCAUCACUGUGAGCACCUUCUGGAGAGACUGAACAAGCAGCGGGAAGCCGGCUUUCUUUGCGACUGCACUGUGGUGAUCGGCGACUUCCAGUUCAAAGCACACAGAAAUGUGCUGGCCUCCUUCAGCGAGUACUUUGGGGCCUUUUACAGAGAUGCAUCUGACAAUAAUGUUGUGUUGGAUCAGACUCAAGUGAAAGCGGAUGGAUUCCAAAAGCUCUUGGAGUUCAUUUAUACAGGGAACUUAACCCUUGACAGCUGGAACGUUAAAGAAAUUCACCAGGCUGCCGACUAUCUGAAAGUGGAGGAAGUGGUCACUAAAUGCAAGAUCAAGAUGGAAGACUUUGCGUUUAUUGCUAAUCCCUCUUCUACAGAGACAUCCAGUAUCACUGGAAACGUGGAAGUGAACCAGCAGGCUUGCCUUCUGACCCUCCGAGACUACCACAAUCGGGAGAAAGCAGACGCUGCUGCUGCUGCAGAGUUUGUUCAACCACAGGCAAAGAAAGCGGCUUUAGAAAAGAAAUCUCCUCAGCCCAAAAAGAGAAAGAAGAAUUUCAGCUCCCCCAAAAGCAUCCAGAAUAAACCUGUACAGUAUCAGAGCGACGUGACCGAUAAUGCCUCCAUUGAGUUGUUUUUGGAUGCAAACAAGCUGGCAACACAGAUCACAGAGCAGGCUGCCCAGGGCAGUGACAGCAGCGAGCUGCAGCUGGCAGCUGUGGUGGAAAGCGAAACGCUGGCAGCGCAGGAGAUCCUCAUUCAGACUGUCACAGCCAAAGAGAAACGGGGGAAGCCUCAGGCGAGCUGUGCCUUGAAGGAGCACUGCAUGUCUAACAUAGCCAGCGAGAAGAACACUUACCAGCUGGAGAGUCCGGGGGAGGAGCUGGACCAGAAGUACCCCAAAGCGAAGCCGGUGUGCAACACCUGCGGGAAGGUCUUCUCGGAAGCCAGCAGCCUCCGGCGGCACAUGAGGAUACACAAGGGAGUGAAGCCAUACGUGUGUCAGCUCUGUGGGAAGGCCUUCACUCAGUGCAACCAGCUGAAAACACAUGUAAGGACUCACACAGGGGAAAAGCCAUACAAGUGUGAACUCUGCGACAAAGGCUUUGCUCAGAAGUGCCAGUUGGUGUUCCACAGUCGGAUGCAUCACGGAGAAGAGAAACCCUACAAAUGUGAUGUCUGCAACCUGCAGUUUGCCACUUCCAGCAACCUGAAGAUUCAUGCCAGGAAGCACAGCGGGGAGAAGCCGUACGUGUGCGACCGGUGCGGGCAGCGCUUCGCCCAGGCCAGCACCCUCACCUACCACGUGCGCCGCCACACCGGCGAGAAGCCCUACGUGUGCGACAGCUGCGGCAAAGCCUUCGCCGUCUCCAGCUCCCUCAUCACCCACUCCCGGAAGCACACGGGAGAGAAGCCAUAUAUCUGUGGCAUUUGUGAAAAGAGCUUUAUUUCCUCUGGAGAGCUCAACAAACAUUUUCGAUCUCAUACAGGUGAGAGACCAUUUAUCUGUGAAAUGUGUGGAAAUUCCUACACAGACAUAAAAAACCUUAAAAAGCACAAAACGAAAGUUCACACAGGCUCUGAAACUCCCCCUGAUUCUAAUGCACUGGACAGUUCUUUCAACGAGCAAGAGUCCCUUCAGAGUCAGAAAAGUCCUUUAUCAGAGUCCAUAGACGUGAAACCCUCUGAGAUGUCUCUGGCGCUUCCUCUGCCCAUUGGGACUGAAGACCAUCAGCUGCUGCUGCCCGUGGCGGGCAGUCAGUCCCCUCCCUCAGAGACGUUGCUCAGAUCUGCCGUGACGGGAUACUCAGAACCUCAGUUCAUUUUCUUGCAGCAGUUGUACUGAGGGCCCAGUCCAGAGCCGUGGGGGUGCUGUGGCAGUGGAUGUGCUGCUGUGGGUAAGGUGCCUGUCGCCAGGCACGGUUCUGAGGGGAACUUGCUCUUUGUUUUGCUCUGUGUCAGGACACCUGUGAGGCAUUUCCAUUGCACAGCGCUGUCUUCCACAUUUUGCUGAGUUCUGUUAGUCUACAAUCAUGUCUCUCUUUGCAAUUAACACUGAUUUCCAGGAGACAAUUCCUUUCCAGCAACACCUGCCUUAAGAAUUCUCCGUUCAAUACAUUAAUGUGUUUUUGAGAUCUCCUCCCAUGUUUCUGCUGAUCUCUGUGUCACAGUGUCAUUUGAGAGCAGACAUUUUAAGCCAUAUUUGAUAGUUUCAGAAUCUUAACCCAGAGGUGUAAGAGGAAAAUCACAAGCUGAAUGUACUAACAAGCUUGUACAGGCGUGGUACGAGUCAGAAGGUAGGGCCCAUGCUCUGUGCUCGCAAGGAAGUCCUGUGUCCAGCUCUGGGCUCCCCUGCUCAAGAGGGACAGGGAACUGCUGGAGAGAGUCCAGCGCAGGGCCACCGAGAUGACCAGGGGACUGGAGCAUCUUCCUUAUGAGGAAAGGCUGCAGGAACUGGGGCUGUUUAGUCUAGAGAAGAGGAGGCUGAGGGGGAAUCUCAUUAAUACUUAAAAGUAUUUGAAAGGCAAGAGGAUGGGGCGACACUUCUUUAUGUAGUGUCCAGUGACAGGACAUGGGGUAAUGGACAAAAACUGGAACACAAAAAGUUCCACUUAAGGGAAAACUUUACUAUUGAGGUGAGGGAGCCCUGGCCCAGGCUGCCCAGGGAGGGUGUGGAGGCUCCUCUGGAGGUUUCCAAACCUGCCUGGACACAUUCCUGUGUGACUUGAUCUAGGGGAACCUUCUUUAGCAAGAGCUUGGGCUGGAUGAUCUUUAGAAGUCCCUUCAAACUCCUACCAUUCUGAUACUGCUCCUGCCUGAAGGAGCCACCUGCAGUGGGAGUCUGACCAGAGGGAAAGCUUUGUGUAUAUUUUCCUGACAAGGCAAGUAAAGGAGGGUGAUUUUCUGUAGUGCGGGGCUCAGAGGGUUCUAAUGGCCUGGGUACUACUGGGUAUGCUUUCCAGCAAGUCACUUCUUAAGAGAAUCCACCAUUGGAUUCUCCCAUAUCUUGUCCCAGGUGUAUUCUUCACAUCCUGUUUUGGCACAGACAGCAGCAUUUGCUCUAAAGGAGAGCUGGAACAUGCAUGUUGUAGGUGAGGCAAAAAGAUGCAUUGACUUAAUGGUGAGGCAAGAAUCACAGCUUCAUAACCUUUUCUUACAGUAGUGCUGUUUCUUGUGCUAGAUGGUAGGUACAAAAGAGGAAUUAAAUCCUGCCCUUCACUGUGAGAACAAGCGAAUGCCACAUAAGGGGGCAUGAAGGAAGAAUACCACAGAGCAGACUGAUGCUCCUCCAGGCCAGGGUUCGUCAGGGCACGACUGAUUUGUUUUCAUGGAGGUAUUUAUGUAUUGCUUUACCUGCUGUGUCCCUCAUCCACAGUAACUGCACAAGCCUGGCAGCUGGCAAGGCCCCCAUAGAGGUUUAUUUCAUUACUAGCAAUGUACAUUUUUAAAAAGCAACAUUUUUAAUGUCCUGGUAGGGUCAUUAGUUAAAGACUAACUGUACCUCUGUACUCUUUUGCCAGCUUGUGCCAUUAACACAGUGUAAACAUUCUGUAGGUAAUCAUGGACUAGUGAAGGCAGCAGUAAUACUGUACCAGCAAUGAUCAGAGACCUUGUUUGGGCAUUGGUUACUUGGUGCUAGUGGUUUAUUUCCACCGAUGCCUUGUGUCCAGACGCUAAUAAACAGAAGAGCAUAGCAGAUACCUCUUAACUGAUUCUAUUCUACGUGGAGUAAUAAUUCAUCUGCACCUUAAUUAAACAGACUCUUGAAAAAAUUAAUGGAGGAUUUCAUUUAAAUACCCUGCAAAUGGUCCCUUGUCUCCUGAGUACGAUGCCUGACUGGGUUUUUCUCUUCCCACACCCUUGUACCUGUGAAGUCCUAGACCAGCUUCUCUGUGGUGAGCAUCUCAGUAUGUGGCAUGGUUAAACCUCUGCUUCUUGAUCAUGUUUCAUGCUUUGCUGCAUGGCAGAUUUGCUGAUGAAGUCUGCCAUGGACAGCAAAGGACACAGCCCUGUUCUCAGAACAUUCUUAACACAGGCACCCCUAACUGUCCCCUGGAGCUCAUGGCUCCCAAACCUGCCUGACCUCUUCUUUGCUCAUCUGUCCUAGAGCAUUUAUGAACAGCCAGUGGCCCUUGCAGUGCUGGCAAAGGACAAUGGCUGAAGUUCUUUCUUUUUUUUUUCUGUUUGUUUGGCAUUUCCCCUUUUUCUCUCCCUUUUUUACCUCCUGUUGCUGAUGCAGCACCCGAAGGACUCCUCAGCGCUGAGCAACCACAAAGCUUGGGAUCUUGCCAGUGUAGCUUGUCCUAAGGUUCCUCUUAACUUCCUCUCUGGUAAUCAAGCAGAGGUCUUAGCCAUGAAUACUGAAAAAGGACAAUGCUGAUGAAUUUCAUAUUGAAACAGCUUUGGAAGAUAAACUAAUGAUAUGCUGCUGUUCCCUGGGGAAAAGCAUCUGAAGAUUAAUGUAUCCAGGAGAAACGACCAUGAGAGAGAACUAGCUCUGGAAAAUAAAAUGGAAAUUACAGUGACAUUCCUACACAGAAAAUACAUUCCAUAGCAAUGUUUGUUUGGACUGGUUUUAUAUUUCUAAAACUGUAGCUUAUUACUGUAUUCUUAGAUUUGAGACUUUUUAAAGAGACACAGUGCUUAGAUUUAUACAGGAUUUGUUUAGAUACUUAUAACAGUAACACUUGCUUUCUUAGUCAUUUAGAUUUCUUUAUAGACAAGGAGAUAAUCAUUAUUUUGUACAAGACAACAAUUUUAACCUUUUCUUAUUAGAAUACACAGGCUUGUAGUUUUGUCUUGGAGCAAUAAUUUAGUGACCUGCACUCUUGAGUCCCCAUCUGAGAGUCUUGAUUUUUAGCCUCAUCUUUUGUGACGAUAUCUCAGCAGCUGAGGUAUGAUCUCUAUGAACUGUAUUCAUUUCCUAGAAUAUAGCUUUUAAAUAUAUAAAUAUAUAUAUAUAAAAAUAUAUAUAUAUAUAAACCCCUAUUUGUAUGUGUGUUCAGGCUGGGUGCUGCAGGACCUGAAGUACCAGGUCUGGACAGUACCUUUAGGUGACAGAUGCAUGGAAAUGAGCCACACAGCUAAUUCCUAGGCUUAAGGAUUCUGAGUUCAUUUUGGAGGGACAAGGUUUAUAACAGCAUUGAGAAUUUCUGUAAGGGAUUAAUAUGGGAAUGCAUGGAAUGGUAUUAGGCAGAUAUCUCCCUCUUGAGACCUACCUGCAAAGGGAAAGAAGGAAUGUUAGUAAUUCCAUUAACAGCCCUGUAGAGACAAGGCCAUGAUUUGCCACACUGUUUCAGUACCGUUUCAGUCAAUUUUGCACUGAAGCCGAUGCAAGUUUUUGCCCAAAUAGGUUACCUGCAUCUGGAUAUCUCUGAAUGAGCUGUUCAGAAACACUUCUGUGAGAACAGCUCCUUGUAGGACACUUGCUUCCAAACUUGUGCCUAUAUGUGACCACAAAACACGUUUUCUGAAGUCGUGUUUCAAAAAGGUUUGCAGGUGUGGACAAGUCCCAUGUUAAGGAUUUCAGGGCUGUGAUCUUGGAGAGGCUAUUGCUAAGCCUUGCAGAAUUCACAUAAAAGACUAAUAACUGCUUUUUUUGUUAAAUUAUUUUUAAAGUGUCUUUCAUGUAUAUACAAUUUUUCCUCUGUUAUUUGUAUAUACCUCAACUCUCGAUUUUAUAAUCCCCUGGGGAAGGAGGGAGUUGUACAUAUCUAGCCUGAAGUGUUUUAUGUUAGACUUUAAUAAACUUGUUUUGUAAUUUUCCCUCACCUUGUCUCCUGUUGGUAACUGCAAGGGGUGGCAGCACGAGCAGGAGGGAGGAAGCAGAGGGACACAGUCCCAGUGCACUGUGCUAACACCGCUACCAUCACUGCCUUUUCUCCUGAGCACUAAAUACACCUGACUCUUCUCGGAAAAUAUUUUGGGUCUGUUCAAACCAAA